Messenger RNA from Colletotrichum acutatum, 529 nucleotides. RefSeq lists its product as uncharacterized. The coding region runs from base 43 to 411 and encodes 122 amino acids. The transcript has a single exon. NCBI's taxonomy places the organism in Eukaryota, Fungi, Ascomycota, Sordariomycetes, Glomerellales, Glomerellaceae. The record is from RefSeq and is a predicted model, not a curated record.
GGUCUAGAGACACCAAUCGUUGUCAUAUGCGAUGGCUUGAUAAUGAUGAUGAGAUCCUCACGAUCAGUUGCAUCUGCUGGUCUCUUAUUAAUUUACUUGCCCUGUACCAUGCGGCUCAUUGAUGUCGAGUUCGAGAAUAGAAAUCUUGAACUGCGAGUGUGUUCAAUUCGGUGCAGGCUUGAACAGUCGAAUCUGCUGGUUAAUAUUGCUUUAGAGUCGGCUCGCCGGUGCUAUCUAUGCUUUUGCAAAGAUCAUGGAUCAAGUAGCCGCAUGCCAGGUCAACGGUUCAGGAGUGGAGUGGGAUUGGAGGGCACCGUCACAUUUCUAUUUCUCAAUGGGAACGCUUUUAGUUAUCUGCUUUUAUUGGACAUCUUAGAUAUGCCUGGUAUAUAUAAAGAUAGAAAACAUUAAAUCAUGCUGUAUCCACAACGAUGCUCGUCAUCAUCAAGACCAGAUGGAAAGAAAAAGUGAGUUAGAGACUCAUUCAAAAACGCUGCCAACAGUCUAUACCUCCGUAGAGGACCUCUUC